Molecule: messenger RNA, 3119 nt
Organism: Zootermopsis nevadensis
Lineage: Eukaryota; Metazoa; Arthropoda; Insecta; Blattodea; Termopsidae
Product: rab9 effector protein with kelch motifs
Molecular function (GO): protein binding
Source: RefSeq, a predicted model, not a curated record
GGUAACAGAAUUUGUUUCACAGGUCCCCCAUUUCAGAAAUGGACUCUUGUCUUCAUUUUAAAAUGGGCCACGUGCCAGGAAGGUACUGAUGAAAGAAACAUCAGUGUGAUAGUAUUCUAUUCAACAUGAAUCCAAGUGCCUAUGAAAUAAAUAUAGACAGUGUGCCUGGUGAUGUCAAGGCGAAUGUUUGGUAUAAACUUAAACCAGCUGAACAGUUUCCUGAUGCACGUGUUGGACACACUGCUCUUUAUUGUAAAACUGAUCAUGAGGUGAUUCUAGUUGGUGGUGCAACACCUCAUUCUUUGUAUAGUGAAGUUUGGAUCCUUAACCUUAAAAACUUGACGUGCAAUCAUCUUCAGGUCUUAGGUGAGUUUGAGGCUCGCUAUGAACACAGUGCCUUCUUUCCAAUAAAAGUAAUCAGUUCUGAAACUAAAGAAGAGAUGGUAACAAAAUCAGAGAAGACAGAGAAAACAUAUGAUUGUUCAAGACUGUGGAUAUUUGCUGGAGCAAAUACUGAGGAAAACAAAAAUGACUUCUGGGAGCUGAACUUUGAGAGUCAGCAGUGGGUCCAACUAUCACAGAGUGGAGAAAUUCCAUCACCACGAACAUAUCACACAACCUCUGCAUUUUUGGGUGAUACAUUUGUGGUAUUUAGUGGGGGAGCCAAAGGUGUAGAAGCAGUGACUGAUACUCAGACAUAUCAGCUAAAUAUGCAUACUAGGGAAUGGAGCAUACUUCCUACCAAGGGACAACCACCGAGGUCUCGACAGGGCCAUGUUCUCAUUGCUGUUGAUGAUAAGUUAUUCUGUCAUGGUGGAAUGUCAGGAAUGGGUCUUUGUGAUGACCUGUAUGUACUGGACAGUGAUGGGACAUGGACAUCCAUUGAUUGUAAGCAUCAGCCCAGUAGACGUGCAGCACACGGAGCUGUAUGCCACAAGAGAUUCAUCUAUAUUUUUGGAGGUUUGGGUAAUUCUGGAGCUCUCAGUGACAUGUGGAGACUUCAUGUGGACACAUUGGUAUGGGAAGAAGUCACUGUGAGUGGUUCAGUGCCUCCAAGGAGGUUGGAUUUUGCUUUAGUUUUAGUAGAACUUCCUCACAGAUUUGAGAAGAAAAUGCAGGAUCAUAGUCAAGGUGACGGUGAGGUUGAAAAAAAAGAAAGAGAGUUGAAGGAAGAAACUGCAGUCAACAAAACACCUGAUGCAAAUGAGCCAUAUGUUCCUUAUAUUUUGUUGCAUGGAGGUAUAGAUGAAACAGGUCACAUAUAUGAUGACUUUUAUGUUAUGAGUUUGGGUUUGGGAAGUGACAUUGUACUAGGCUGAAACAUAACUUGUUGCUGUUUACAUGAAAUAAUUUACUUCUUACAAGAACAUAUCAUCAAAACACAUUUCACUGUUCAAAAUUCAGUCAAAUUUUGUUGUACAACAGUUGUAACUUAUUCAUUUUAACAUUCAUAUGUAAAGACUUUCAUGGGGAGAUUUACAGCCUUGUUCUUUAAGGCAUCAUUGUGUUGGUUUUUUUUCACCUUCUCACAGAUAUCUCAGUUUUGUAACAUAUCAGUAAAUUAAUUUUGCUACUUGAAAGUUUGGUCUUUGUCAUAUACUUUAGAAGGUGAUUAACUUUAUAAUGUUUAUGUAAUGUAAAAUUCUUCAUUUUAAAAAAUGUGAUAGCUGUCAAUUUUUAAAGUCUUUUGUUUUAUUGCCAGUUGUUCAUUAUGCUCAAAAUAUGUAAUAUUUUGUAAGACAUUUAUCUGGUAACAAGAAUCAUGAUAUAUUGUCAGAACAUAUGACAAAGAAAGAUACAUUUGAAGUGUGAGGUUCUCACGGUAGUGAAGAUGUCUUGUGGUUUAUUUAAUAGUGAUGUCAAUAGCACAUACUAUAUGCCACUUAAUGAUAGGAUGAUUAAUGAAUGAUAAAUACGAAAAUAUACGAAAAGAACCUGUAAUGACCAAAUUUAAGGAAUGCCAAAAGUUGCAACCACCUACAAGACCACAUGGCAUCACAAUCUUGAAGACCACAGUUGACGAUAAUACAUUUGUUGAUGCAUGUUAUAAUAAAUUUAGUGCCAGAUAUUACUGGCUGUAUGUGAGGUGGAUACUGUUCCUCAGAUAUUCAGAUAUACUAUUUAAGUUAUGCCAGCCACAGUAGCCACGCAGUCUGAGGCACGAUCCUCGUACGCCUGACUGACCGUGGGUUCGAGUCUCACUUAAGGCAUGGAUGUUUGUCCACUACCAACCCGCACUGGCCAGCGUGGUAGUGUAUGGCUAAAAUCCCCAAAUGGGAGACCUAUGUCCAGUAGUGGACAUUGAGAGGUUGAAGGAAAAAGAAAUUUAUGUUAUCUGUGGCUGAAAACCACCGAUAGUCCUCUUACUGUUCUGUAUUUAUAACUCUCAAAACCUUGGUCAUAAAACUCCAUGGAAAUUCUCAAUUAAAUAAAGUGCCAAGGAAAUCAUUUUGACAUAAAAAGGAUGAAGUAGUGCUGGUGUAGAUGCUACCAGGAAGGUGGAAGACUGAUACUUUGAUUGAUGAAGGAAAUCCAGGAUGCAGUGGCAGAGAGAGGAAUGCAAGGGGGAUCAUAGAUAGAGAAGAAUGAUGAUUGGGAAUUGGAAGACAAUCAGUGGCAUUAUAAAACCAAUACAUACAAUGGGACAAGUAAGUAAAAAAUGGUAGAUAUCACAUAAAGAAUUUUGUAAUUUAUACAGCUCACUUAACAUUGUUAUGAUAACCAAAGUAAGAAGGUGACGCAUGAAAAUGGAAAUAAGGAAUUGCAUACAAUUUUGGUGCAGGAGCCUGUUGGAAAGUGACACUUAGAAAACUUGAGAAUAAGAUAAGCAGACAAUACUGAAACGGACAUUAGAUACUGGGACUGAGGAUGUGGACUGGGCUGAAAUGCUUAGAAUUUUGUCCAGUGACAGGAUAUUGUAUAAACUGGUUUAGAAUGUUUGUCCUUAGGGAGAUGGUUAUUUAGAUACAACUUUUGGUGACAUUCCCAUGUAAUGUAAUGUUUCUCUAAGGAAUAUUUGAUCAUUAACAUAAUUACAUUUAAACCUAGAAGAAUUGAAUAUUUGUAAGAAACCAGAAUCUAUGACAUUUAAGUAUAAUAAAUACAAGUACUUUAACAUU